UAAUAUGUGUCUUAUUGUAAGCUUUUUUUAUUUUUUACAGUUAUUUCAUUAAUAGAAGAGUAUAUAUAUUGUAGGUUUGGUUAAUUUGCAAUGUUUGCUGUUGUUGGAUUUUUAGAGGAUGACUCAAUUGACAUUGUUUGUACAUCUUGGAUUGUUCAUAAAGAGGAUAGUAUUGAAGCAUAUUGGCCUCCUGGCAAUGCAAAAGUGAAAGCCGUCAGACAAGAUGUUCCUGACCAGAAAUGGACUAUACAUCGUAUCAGAAUAUUUACAUAUGAAGAUGAUUAUAGUAAUGCAGUUACAAAGAGGGCUAAAUAUGCGGAAACGUCAACUGUAGAGACUGAUGUGGAAUUGGAAACUAGGAAAAGACCUCACAAAAGGCCGGAACGAUACGUGCUUUCAGAGUUGGAGGAAUUUCAAGUUGAUGUUGAUGAAUCAACUCCACCGGCUAAAAAGCUACACAGUGAUGAAGCUUCUGCUUCCCAAAUUAAUGUAAUGGAAGAUUUGGUGGUUCCAACAACAUCAGAUGUUGCUUUAGCAACCGUGUCAACUGAGGAAAACUGUUUACCGGGUUCAAACAAUGCUCUUUUGCUUAAGAUGGAUGAAAUUCUGCAAAAUCAAAAGAUCAUUACAAAGUUACUGCAAUCGUCAACCCCAGAGACUGAUGACUGUGAUCUGGAAGAGCCAAUGGUCAACAUGAAACAAUUUCAAGACUUUGAAAAGAAAUUGGAAGUUAAGGGAUAUCGAAAGCGACUGGUAAACAGCUUGUCUGGAAUUGGAGGGUGUAGUGCAAGUGAGGUGAUCCGUCGAAUGAUGGCGAUGCUAGGAACUGUAAAUCUAUGGUCACAGUUCAGCUACAAGGGUAGAAAUGCAAAAAAGAAAGCUUUUUAUGCUUCAUUUCUUAACAAAAUGAUUUUAAAAGCAUCAAAGAAGAUUCUGAAAACGUGCAGCAUAAAAGAGUUGGAGUACAACGUUUCCGAAGUGUUGAAGCAUGCACCUCACAAAAGAGGAGGGCCAAAAUUUAAAGAAAAUCCGUCAGACGAGAGUAACACAAGUUUCGACACAGAACCCUAUCUUUCGUCGUCCAGCUGCGGGGAGGAAAUUUAACUUUGUGUUGUAUCGUGAUUAUAAAUAAAUUGAUUGCGUCUGCAGUUUCAUUGCAUUGUCAACUUUCGUUUAUGUUUGGUAUGUUGUUUCAGAACAUAGUAGUAAUUAAAAAAACGUUAUGAUGAUGUCCGAUAUAACGUUUACCGCAGGCUUGGUUUACGUUUCUGAAAGUGCUGGCGAACGGUUGGUCAAAACGUUUACUACCGUAAUCGGGAGUCUACAAAAAAGCGUUUGUAUAACGUUACGCGAAACCAGUCCAAACCUUUCCGGAAUACCGAAAACCAACGUCCAACCUACGUAAUUUUGUUAGCUGGGUUACACCUAAAACAAGAAACUUACAAAUAUUGGACACCAUAUUCCGCUGCCUGCUGACCGUCUGUCCACCUCAAUGGUUAACGGAAUCGAGAUAGUGAUACAUGCGAGCGCAAUUAAGAGCUGGCAAACCUGGAAUUUAUUUUUUAUAUUAUUAUUAAAAAUAGGCGAAAAUAUACCAACACAAAAGUAUAAUGUCCGGCGCCAUGGCACAGUUGGUUGUCGCGCAGUGCCGCCCCAGAGGUGUGUGCUUGGGGAAGACACUUUACGGCAAUUGUUUUAUCCCAGUGAUUACAAAUGGGUUGUCAAAGUUGUCAGCCA
Messenger RNA from Ciona intestinalis (vase tunicate), 1737 nucleotides. NCBI's taxonomy places the organism in Eukaryota, Metazoa, Chordata, Ascidiacea, Phlebobranchia, Cionidae. The record is from RefSeq and is a predicted model, not a curated record.